Diprion similis is the source of this 1407-nucleotide messenger RNA. Its product is annotated as serine protease snake-like. Lineage: Eukaryota; Metazoa; Arthropoda; Insecta; Hymenoptera; Diprionidae. The transcript has 5 exons. Gene Ontology annotation, biological process: proteolysis. Bases 1 to 1341 code for a protein of 446 amino acids. Gene Ontology annotation, molecular function: serine-type endopeptidase activity. The record is from RefSeq and is a predicted model, not a curated record.
AUGACUGCGUUGACGCCUCAUAAAAAUUUAUUCAUCAUAUUGCUAUCAGUUUUGCAGUGUUUUACGAAUUCAUCGCUAUGCAGCCUCGCGCAGUCGAAUCCAGAGGAUUUUUCACAGAACAGCCAAACUACCCAGGAUGACCUAAACCAGCCGGCUUGGUACACUUAUAAUCACACCAUGAGAGAGGAUAGUUUCAUGUGGUCUCAAAGUGACCACACUAAUUCGAAUCAGGCAACGAAAAUUGAUGAAAAUCAACAGUCCCAAUUAAAAUUUUUAGAAAAUAAAAGCCGUACAAAAAGCGUUCAGGAAACCGAUGGUGCCAAUUCAAGCUUACAAUUAGAGAACUCCACUAACAGACCGUACAACGGAGAUGAAAUAAGAUUCAACACCAAUGUGAAUAGCGACACAUCGGCUAACAAUCCUAAACGAAUAUCUGAAAUCAAAUGUGAAGAAUAUGGACAAGCAGUGGGUAAAAAAGGUUGGGCACUAACUUUGGUGGGCACUGAGCAUGACGGUAUUCCUCUGAAUGAUGGGCGCAGCAAAUGCGGCGGACUGCAUACCCCUCUCAUUGUAGGUGGUACUAAAGCGCAGUCGGGUGAAUUUCCACACAUGGCAGCGCUUGGCUGGCCCAAUGAAGGUCAAGUCGAUUACCUCUGUGGUGGGACAUUGAUUUCGGAACGAUGGAUACUGACUGCAUGUCACUGUACUCGUGGGCAAGCGGGGAGUCCAUCUGUUGUGCGCUUAGGAGAUCACAAUUUAGGAGAGCGUGCUGAGGGCCAGAUUGUCGAGAUUAAGAGGAUACAAAGACAUCCGACAUAUAAACCUCCAGCUAUGUAUGCCGACAUAGCUCUGGUAGAACUCAAAAUUCCUGUUACCUUCACAGAUCAUAUAAAACCAGCGUGCCUCUACCCAGAGUACGAUGCUACACCUGCGCAAGCUUGGGCCACUGGAUGGGGUGGAAUUGAAAUAGGAGAACACAUGAAUGAAGCAUUACUGAAGGCUCGCUUAGACAUUUUAGACAAUGUUGCAUGCGCUCUUCGCCAUAAUAGUUCAGUAGCGGUUCCUCGUGGAAUCGUACCCAGCAUGGUGUGCGCAGGCGAUGUAACUGGCGGGUGGCAUUCUGAUACCUGCCAAGGAGACUCGGGAGGCCCUCUCCAAAUUGUCCAUCCAAUUAUUAGCUGCCUCUAUCAAGUGGUAGGCAUUACAAGCUUUGGGAAACUCUGUGCAUUGCGUGAUUUUCCUGGAAUAUACACUAGAGUUUCACAUUAUCUUGAUUGGAUAGAAAGAAUAGUAUGGCCCGAGAAAAUGCCUAACGAAGUAAUAAAUGCAGCUACAGUGUAAGCAUUGCACCACAAAUUGACGCUUCGCCAUAACUAGCAAUCGAUUCGCUAUUCUAAUAUAUAGGUA